GCAAACAAAAUAGCACACAAAAAUUAAUUUAUUAUUUAGUGCUUCAUGAAACUAACCUUUUGUUUGUGGCCAUAUUAUGCUACACAAAUUAGUUUUUAAUUAAUUUCAAAGUUAAUUAUAGACUGCCAUUGAAGUUGCCUACAUGCACAAGCCACUUUCAAGGCUACCAAAAAGGUGUCUAUUAUUUUCUUGUAUAGCUGCACCAAAUUCCAAUGACCUCCCCUACACUCCAUAGAACAGUUCCACAUUUCUUAUUGUUUAAAAUGAUUAAGAAUUUAGUCCUUGAUAUGGAUUUUUUUAGUCUGUGUAGAACUGUGGUUUGAAUUUGUGUUUGGUUGUUUCUAUUGCUCAUAUUAGGUCAAGGAUUUUGGUAAUUUAAAUAUAUAGAGAUUUGGGUUAUAAGAUUUGUUGGAGAAUUCUAGCCAACUCUAGGUUGUGUAGAAAUAGGUGUUUGCUAGUAAAUUUACAAAUUAAAAAACAUGACGUAAAGGUAUUUGAGAAUGGCGUAACAUCAAUCUUUUGUGUAUAUAUUUCCUUUACAUCCAUGUUGAAUGUAUCUAACCUGAUCUGAUGCAACAGAUGUGAUUUUGCCCUAAUUGGGAGUGAUGGACAAUUACAAUAAUGCCCCUCAAUGUCGUUAUGGCUUAAGUCCUUCACAAAUAGACAUGUUCAAGACUGAAGAUAAUCCCAUCUGCCAACAGUCUGAAAGUGUCACAAAGAUUGUGCUAGCAGUAACUGAGCUUCUUGUUGCUCAGUUCAUGUGGUUUGAUUAUGAUAACCAAUCGAAGCCCAUAUAUCGGUAUAUAAAUUCUUCUGGGACUCAGGCAUAUUUUAUAACUAAUAUGGAGCCAAUCAAGUUUUGGGAGUUUGGUUCACUUGUUCUCGAAGGUCUUGGCUAUGAAAGUUGCAUGAUCAAUGUUUGGAGAGGAUACCACUGGGACACAUUUCUUCUCCGUGAAAUUGUUUGUGGUAGGGUUUUUUCCUAAACGUUGGUGGUUGAGAUCGAAGGGAUAGAGAAUGAUUCGAAACUCUGUUUUCUUCUCUAAUUGCGAUUCUAGCUAGAGAUUGAAGGGAAGGAGAACAAUUCAAAGCUCGAUUUUGUAGUCAGUCGAUUUCAUUAUAGACUUGUUAACAAUCCAGUUUGUAGUCAAUGUGAACAUCCACAUUUGUGUGUGUUAACAAUUGAAAUAUACUAUAUAAACAUUCAUAUUGGUUAGAAUUCAAAUGGGGUGUAAGUGUGCCCAUUUUCAUCUUUGUGAAGAUUAACAUAAUUAUGUUAAUCUUCACAUUCAAUCAGAUA
This is a messenger RNA of Camellia sinensis, 1300 nucleotides long. The record is from RefSeq and is a predicted model, not a curated record. Lineage: Eukaryota; Viridiplantae; Streptophyta; Magnoliopsida; Ericales; Theaceae.